This is a messenger RNA of Acanthosepion pharaonis, 978 nucleotides long. The record is from the annotation of a GenBank genome assembly. NCBI's taxonomy places the organism in Eukaryota, Metazoa, Mollusca, Cephalopoda, Sepiida, Sepiidae.
AUGUUCAAAUAUAACUCCAGACAGCGACUAAACCUCUCCACCUCCCCCCGACAACCCCAGCCCGCUGAAACUAAGAGAAAGAAAUUAAAGAAUCCUCCGACAAAGAGAGCCUUGAAUAUCUGCCCCACCCAUUCGUAUCUACUGUUUUUUUCCUGCCACAUUUCAUUUAAUCUAUUCUUCGUUUUCACUUUCAUUUCGUCUGUACUUUUUUCUCUUUCGUGCCUUUUAACCUUCUUUUUCUCUUUCAUUCCUCCUGCUCGUCUUUUUCGCUUCCAGCCCCCUGUCUUUCUUUUUCUCUUUCAUUCCUCCUGUCCUUCUUUUUCGCUUUCAGCCUCCUGUCUUUCAUUUUCUCUUUCAUUCCUCCUGCCUAUCUUUUUUGCUUUCAGCCCCCUGUCUUUCUUUUUCUCUUUCAUUCCUUCUGUCCUUCUUUUUCGUUAUAAUUCCUUUUCUCUUUUUUUUCUCUUUCAUACUUUCUGUCCUUUUUCUCUUUCAUUCCUCCUGCCUUCUUUUUGCUUUUUCAUUCCUCUUUUAUUUCUUUUUCUCUUUUAUUCCUUCCUCCUUCUUUUUCGCUUUCAUCCCCUCUGUUUUUACUUUUUCUCAUUCCUUCUUUCUUUUUUGCUUUCAUUUCUCAUGUCUUUUUUCUUUUUCAUUGCUCUUUUUUUCAUCUUCUCUUUCAUUUCUUCUGUUUUUCUUUUCUUUUUCAUUCCUCUUUUCUUUCCUUUUCUCUUUCAUUCCUCCUGUCUUCCUUUUUCUCUUUCAUUCCUUCUUUUUCUCUUUUAUUCCUCCUGUCUUUCUUUUUCUCUUUCAUUCUUUAUAUCCUUCCUUUUCCCAUUAUUAUUCCUUUUCUUUUUUCUUUAUAAUUCGCAUUAUCUUUCGUCCUUUCAUUUUAUUCUCUUUCAUUCUUUUUUCGUCCUUUUUUUUACGUUUUUUUUCUUCCCUUUUCAUCGUUUUUUUUUUUUUUUUAAUUUUUUCUUUUAA